Molecule: messenger RNA, 1078 nt
Organism: Malurus melanocephalus (red-backed fairy wren)
Lineage: Eukaryota; Metazoa; Chordata; Aves; Passeriformes; Maluridae
Gene: ENOSF1
Product: enolase superfamily member 1
Biological process (GO): carbohydrate catabolic process
Molecular function (GO): hydro-lyase activity; magnesium ion binding
Source: RefSeq, a predicted model, not a curated record
UUAUGGCUUUCGGGGAAAAGAAUAAAAGAAGUCAAAACAACUCCAAUCCUUCAGUUUUCCCAAAGAGCAUUCUUUGUUACACUAUUUAAUGAAAUAAUGCAUUGUUGACUGAAAUACAGCCUGACUUGUAAUCAUUCUAAUCUGCUUCAGAACAGAAAAUGUUAAAGUAUGGAUAUCUGGCUUAUACAGGAUCCUGUUCCUGGCUGAGCUACUCAGAGCAGCAGUUAAAACACUAUGCAUACAGGUUCAAGGUAAAGACRGGUGCUUAUUUACAGGAUGAUAUUUGCAGAUUGAGGUUUAUACAAGAAAUUAUUGGCCCGCACAAAAUAACUGUGAAUAUGUUGAAUGCAAAGCAAAAAUGGGAAAUAAAGGAAGUAAUACAGUGGGUCAGUAAACCAGCUGAGUUUAAACCCUUAUGGAUUAAGGAUUCAACUUUUCCAGAUGAGGAUAUGCAUAUCCAGGCCUUAACAGUGCUAGGAAUUGGUGCAGCAACCAGAGAACAUUGCCACAACAGAGUGAUAUUUAAACAUCUUCUACAAGAAGCCUUGAGUYAUCUCCAAGUUGACAGCUGCAGACUGGGAAGUGUGAAUGAAAGCUUGUCUGUGCUGCGGAUGGCCAAAAAGUUCCGGAGAAAGGCUCUGCAAAAUGCAGCAGCAAUGAGAAAAUCUUUCCCCAUCCUUCAAGGCAGUCUGAUUAGUUUCUUCAGCUGUCAUGCUUCUGAUUUCUGAGCAUAAGCUUGCAUGCACUGUCAUAAUUUUCCUUGUUUCAUGUCAUGCACCAAAAGACUUUGAAUGUCUUGGUGUGGCACAGUCAUGUCUAGUAUGGAUUUGGGGGCCUCUUCAGUUAGUCCUGCACUUGAUAAUAUUUGAUCAUAUCCAAGGACCUGAAAGGUCUGAAAACAGGUUUGUUACAUAAAAAAGUUCCGGUAGCAAUUGACUAUGGUGACUGCUAAAAGGCUGUCAUAGCAUACACUUGUGUUGUUACCCCACAAGCCCAUAUUCUUGUGGGCUACAAAGAGUAGUUAGAAGGGUGGUUUAAACUUCAAGCAGGUGAAUGUGAACCGUUUGUGGUUUUAAUA